Molecule: messenger RNA, 1034 nt
Organism: Ochotona princeps (American pika)
Lineage: Eukaryota; Metazoa; Chordata; Mammalia; Lagomorpha; Ochotonidae
Gene: TMEM254
Product: transmembrane protein 254
Exons: 4
Coding region: 256-645 (129 amino acids)
Source: RefSeq, a predicted model, not a curated record
GCCUGGAGGCGCAGCCCGAGCCCGGGCCCAGCGCGGCCAGCAGCCCAGCGGAGGGGCUGCGCAGGCGCAGGUCCCACUCGCCGGCGCUGGAGCGUGGCGGCGGCAGCUUGAACCCCGACCGGAGGCGCAGGCGCACUUCCCCGCCAUGGCGUUGGGCAGGUGUUGGAGACCCUGCGAAACCGGUUGGCCUGGCUUUUCUCGUGCUGAGGCGGGGACGGCUCCUCGCCUGACGGCUGGAAGCCUGGGGGUUGCAGAAUGGUGGUGGCGAAGUCUGAGACCCGAAGGGACGCUUCCGCCUACUUCCGUACAGCCAGGCCCCUGCCCUCGCUCAUCACGGGCCUAGGACUGGGAUUCUUCGCGUGGGUUAUCUUCUGGCCUCAGAGUGUCCCCUAUCAGAGCCUUGGGCUCCUGGGCUCCUUCACGCAGCACCUGGUGGACCGUUAUCCCACACUCCUGCACAAUGGGUAUUGGCUUGCCUGGCUGGUUCACGUGGCAGAGUCCGUGUAUGCCAUGGUGCUGUGCAAGUCUAAAGGAAUCACCGACAGCCGGGCCCAGCUGCUCUGGUUCCUGCAGACUUUCCUCUUUGGGGUAGCAUCUCUUUCCAUCUUGCUCGCUUAUAGACCGAAGCGUCAAAAACAAAAUUAAAAGAAGCUAUUCAGAAGCUUUCUCUACAGUUUUACAUUCAAACACUUUUUUACGUGCUGUUUUUACUCAGUGAUAUUUCUACUUUUGUAACGUGUCUGUCCCUCUAAGCUGUGUAGAACCCUGAAGUGUUCCAUUUUCCCUAAGCAGAUUGGAUGAGGCUUCCAGUGCUGUCAGCUGGGCUGAGACCCGCACAAGACUUGCUUGUUGAGUUUUCUUUGCUCCUGCCAGCUCAUUAAUACCUUGCCCUCACUACCAGCUCUCCCUCAAAAUGCUCCCCACCUUUCUGGACCAAGAUACAGGACACCUCCACAAUACAUUAAAUUCUUUACACAUUGAUUAAGCUCCCGUAAGGCAGCAUAUCAGCCUUUCAAACUUCUAUUUCUGAAAUU